This is a messenger RNA of Scheffersomyces coipomensis, 528 nucleotides long. Its product is annotated as ribonuclease H family protein. Lineage: Eukaryota; Fungi; Ascomycota; Pichiomycetes; Serinales; Debaryomycetaceae. The coding region runs from base 1 to 528 and encodes 175 amino acids. Gene Ontology annotation, molecular function: RNA-DNA hybrid ribonuclease activity; nucleic acid binding. The record is from RefSeq and is a predicted model, not a curated record. Gene Ontology annotation, biological process: DNA replication, removal of RNA primer. The transcript has a single exon.
AUGUAUGAAAAGCCAGUGGGUGUAAUUAACGUCUACAUUGACGGAUCUUGUAGAGGUAACGGUACCUCUAAUGCAAGGGCUGGUUAUGGUAUCUAUUACCAACGUCACCACCCUAAUAAUGCAUCUAUCCCGUUAGACAAAGUAGAUAAUUUACACUUAAAUAGACCCACCAACCAAAGAGCAGAAUUAUUUGCUUUAAGGCACGCAUUGAGAGAUGCUCGUAAAUUUGCUAAACAGGAUGUUGAAGUUCGAAUUUAUACUGAUUCAAUGUAUGUUAAGAAUUGUAUGGAAGUUUGGAUUCAUAAAUGGAGUAAAAAUAAUUGGAAAAAUGUAAAAGGUGAAACUGUGGCAAAUAAACAAUUAAUUCAAGAAGUAUACCGUACAUAUGCAAGCAUAUGUAAAGGAUACAGUAUUCGUCAUUGGAAUAGAUUUCAGAUUAUCCAUGUUGCUGGUCAUAGUGGAAAUGAUGGAAAUGAUGCUGCCGAUGAACUUGCAAACAGAGCCUGUGAAGAAUGUGGUACAUAUUAA